Theobroma cacao (cacao) is the source of this 1432-nucleotide messenger RNA. It is a transcript of the gene ASPGA1, whose product is annotated as N-terminal nucleophile aminohydrolases (Ntn hydrolases) superfamily protein. NCBI's taxonomy places the organism in Eukaryota, Viridiplantae, Streptophyta, Magnoliopsida, Malvales, Malvaceae. Gene Ontology annotation, molecular function: hydrolase activity. The record is from RefSeq and is a predicted model, not a curated record.
CUCGUGACCAAUUAGAAACAAGAGUGAGCGGGAAUCUCCUAAGUGACGCACCCUUUCUUUCUUUCUUUCUUUUUUGUUUGCUAGUAGUUCAAACUAUAAUUAAAGUAGAGUCUCUCACGUCUGAAAUGUAACUACUACCAGAAGAGGAAAACAAAGAGAGCAAAGCCAAUAGGAUCUAGAGGGGAGGGGGUCAGAGGGAGUAGGUUCUAGACUAAAAACACUUGAAGAAACAGAAAAGAGGGAGAGGCACAAAUGGGGUGGGCAAUAGCUCUUCAUGGAGGCGCUGGCGACAUCCCACUUUCUCUGCCCCCUGACCGCCGCCUCCCUCGUGAGGCCGGCCUCCGCCACUGCCUUGACGUUGGCAUCGCCGCUCUCAAAGCCCAUAAGCACCCCUUGGACGUUGUUGAACUAGUGGUCCGUGAACUGGAAAACCAUCCACAUUUCAAUGCGGGCAAGGGAUCUGUUCUAACCACCUCUGGCACAGUUGAGAUGGAAGCUUGCAUCAUGGAUGGCAAGACAAAGAAAUGUGGAGCUGUUUCGGGCCUCAGCACUGUUGUUAAUGCAAUAUCCCUUGCACGCAAGGUCAUGGACAAGACCCCUCAUAUUUAUCUGGCAUUUGAUGGGGCUGAGGCCUUUGCAAGGGAACAAGGUCUUGAGACUGUUGAUCCGAGCUAUUUUAUCACUCCAGAAAACAUUGAGAGGCUUAAGCAGGCACAAGAAGCUAAUAGAGUUCAGAUUGAUUACACACAACCAAUUCAAAAGGAGGUGAAGAAAGAUGAUGCAAGUGUUGAUGGUGACAGCCAAAUAGGCACUGUUGGAUGUGUAGCUGUUGAUAAUGAAGGGAAUUUGGCCUCUGCAACAUCUACUGGUGGACUAGUGAACAAAAUGGUGGGUAGAAUUGGGGACACACCAAUCAUAGGUGCCGGGACUUAUGCAAACCAUCUCUGUGCGGUUUCUGCUACAGGCAAAGGCGAAGCCAUAAUCCGUGGUACUGUUGCAAGGGAUGUUGCUGCUGUUAUGGAAUUCAAAGGUGUUUCCCUCAAGGAAGCUGCUGCUUACGUUGUAGAGCAAGUUCCACCAGGCAAUGUUGGGUUGGUUGCUGUCUCUUCCACUGGAGAAGUCACCAUGCCCUUCAACACCACAGGCAUGUUUCGUGCAUGUGCUACUGAAGAUGGACAUUCAGAAAUUGCCAUAUGGGAUUCUCCAUCAAAGUAGGCAAUUGAUGAGUAUUAGCUAUUUGCAACUUUUUUGCCUUAAAAGGCUGGAAGAUCGCUCUGAAACAUGGAGCGGUUCAUGUAGUUAUUGUUGUCAUUUGGUGGCAUGAAAUGUUGAUCAUGUAAUUGCUUUUCUAGCCUUGAAUGCUAAUAUUAUAAAAUUUCUUCCGAACGAAUAAUGAUAUGUUUGCAAACAAUUAAAUUAAGUUCCCAUUUUC